Ambispora leptoticha is the source of this 2232-nucleotide messenger RNA. NCBI's taxonomy places the organism in Eukaryota, Fungi, Glomeromycota, Glomeromycetes, Archaeosporales, Ambisporaceae. The record is from the annotation of a GenBank genome assembly.
AUGGAGUCUUCUAGCGAUGCGGUGGAUGCGGCAGUGGCGCGUAUGGCAGAGUUAUUGCGUUCACCUGACGACCUAGUGAAAAUAAGUCUCUUACGUAAAAGGCUCGCAAAAGAAAAGGCCACCAUUGAUGCCCAGUUGAAGACUGGCGUCAAAGCACAGCUUGAUAAUACUCAGGAAGGACUCGAAACUUUGACAUCCUCGAGAAAACAAAUGUUAACCAUUAAAGAAAAUAUGUGUAGCAUUGAUCGAUUAUGUUCUAGCGCGCAAGAUAUGAUUGAUCAUUUUCCGUGGAUUAAUAAAAUUUCGCAAAUUCAUCGUAAUUUCGUGGCAACUGAGGAAACAAUCGAUCGUCUACAGGAAAUGUAUCAACGAAUUGAUCAAAUUCAAGAUAUGUUGGAUCAUGAUAAGCAAACCAUUUUAGGACCGGCCGAGAAUCUUUUGUUUAUUCAUUAUCAACUAUUUCGAUUGGAAGAGUUCCGAGAGAGUUCAAUGUAUCAAGCAAAAAGUUGUUCUCAUGAUGUUAUUGAAACAUUAAAGAAUUAUUUUGAGAGAUUAGACGAAUUUUCAGCUGAGUUUAAUGAAUAUCUAUGGAUAUUAACCAAAAAUAUAAUUAGUUUGGCGGAAACCGGACGAGGAUCUGUUAUAGUGCGUCUUAUUAAAGUAAUCGAAUCGGAAGAGCGAGCGGAUGAACGUGCUAAAUUAGCUGAACAAGCACUCCAUAGUCAUCAAGAUUUGGCAGACAAGUUUAAAUCAGUACAGAAAAGUCCACGCGUUAUCAAAUCUUUUCGCACAAAAUUCCAGAAUAAGAUUCACGAAUCGAUUUCUGAUACAUUUGAGAGGUUUUAUGACGAUUUCAAAGAUGAUCCAAUCUCAAUGUUUGAUAAUGCUGAUUUCAUUUAUAAGGAUUUGCUUUUGGUCAUUAAGGAGAUAGUACCAAGAUUUCCAAAGAAAUAUAACAUAUUUUCUAUAUAUGUGUUAGAAUAUCAUAGACAUGUAUAUAACAUUUUAGACAAAAUUACGAAAUCGGAUCCGGACGCUGGAACAAUUUUACGAAUAAUUCGCUGGGUACGAGAAUAUUACAAGACAAUGAAAAAAGAUAUUCGGAUUACCGAGGAACUAUUGGAACCCCCGUUAUUGAAUGGAGAAGAACAAGGAUUGAUUGACGACUAUCUGAAAUUAAUUCGUCGUAAAUUAGAAGAAUGGAUGAAUAAUUUAAUGGAUGGUGAAACGAAAGAUUUCACUGAACGGAGUAAACCGCCAGAGAUGGAUGGUGAUAAAUUAUACGGGCUUUCAGGAGCGGUCAUUAUGUUUCAGAUGGUUAAUCAACAAAUCGAUGUGGCCGCAGAAUCCGGUCAAGCGAAAAUUCUCGCUGAUGUCGUGAAAGAGUGCAGUGAAGUGAUGAUUGCGACACAACAACAGUGGAUGCAAUUAUUAAAAGCUGAAUUCAAACGUCAAAUUGAUAAAAAAGAAGAAGCACCAGGUGGUUUCGUGGAAUAUGUUAUCGCAUUGGCGAAUGAUCAGAUUCGUUGUGCUAAUUUUACAGAUGAUGUCGUCACAAGACUUGAACCUUUAUUAUCAGAGAAAUAUCGAAAUCAGAUCAAUGAUAAUCUUAACGAGGCAGCGAAUGGAUUUUUGGCUGUUGCAAGAGCUUGUACUCAAACAUUAUUGGAUCAAGUAUUCCAUGAUCUUAAACAACCAUUCGGUCAACUUUACACCUCAUAUUGGUAUCAAGAAGACCCAAUGGCACUCAUCAUUGAAACAAUAAAAGAUUAUACACGCGACUUCCAGAACAACCUCCAAAAUUAUCUUCUUGACAAAUUAAUGACCGACACCUUAUCUCGUUUCAUGAUUGCAUGGAUUGAAGCAUUACGUAAUAAAGGCGCGAAAUUCAAAAUGCCAGAGUGUCUUGAUCGAAUCACUAACGAUGUGCGAACUGCUUUCGGAUUCUUUCGCGAUCAUAUCUCUCAACAAGAUCUUGAGAAUACCUUUGACGUCUAUGAAAGGAUCCAUUCUUUACUUGCUAGUUCACGAAAAACCAUUUUCCUCGAAUAUUACAAUAUGAAAAAAGCAUAUGGGGAUGUACCGGUCUCCCUGAUUGAGGAUAUAUUGUCGAAACGUGAUGAUUUGGAAAAAUCGCAGUUCAAAGAAAUUAUAGAGAAUAUCAAAACAAAACAAAAGGAAGCACCGGAGUACACUGGUGAACCAACUAUUUUUAGCAAAAUUUCUUCUUAA